GUCAGCCGGUUGGCUCUCUCCGCUCCGGGAGGCAGGUGACAGUGAGGCAUGGAAGGUCCGCAGGGAUGUGGUGUCCCCCAGGGGGAGUCUGGUGCCGCACAGACAGGAUCGCACUGAAUCCUCUCAACAGUCCCGAGGCAGCACCUUCGCCCCAUUCAGACGAGGACCUGAGGCUUUGGCCAGGCCACACAGCUGACAUGAACUUCCAGGUGACAGGCCUGGGCCUGGACAAGAUGAAGCUGGACAGUCCCCAGUCCUUCCUAGACCAGGAGGAGGCCGAGGAGGCUGAGGAUCAGCAGCUGCUGGAGCCAGAGGCUUGGAGGGCCUACAUGGAGCGCCGCACGGCGCUGCGCGAGUUCCUGACCUCGGACCUGAGCCCCCACCUGCUCAAGCGCCACCAUGCCCGCAUGGAACUGCUCAAGAAGUGUUCCUACUACAUCGAGAUCCUCCCCAAGCACCUGGCCCUGGGGGACCAGAACCCCCUGGUGCUGCCCAACACCAUGUUCCAGCUCAUCGACCCCUGGAAGUUCCAGCGCAUGAAGAAGGUGGGCACCGCCCAGACCAAGAUCCAACUCCUGCUGCUCGGGGACCUGCUGGAGCAGCUAGACCGUGGCCGCGCCGAGCUGGACGCUCUGCUGGAGUCGCCUGACCCGCGGCCCUUUCUGGCGGGCUGGGGGCUGGUGGCACAGAGGCUGGCAGACCUGUCGGCGGUCAUGGACAGCUUCCUGGCCAUGAUGGUACCUGGGCGCCUGCACCUCAAGCACCGUCUGGUGUCUGACAUUGGCACCACCAAGAUCCCGCACAUCAGGCUUAUGCUGAGCACCAAGAUGCCCGUCAUGUUUGACCGAAAGGGGUCGGUGGCCCACCAGGACUGGGCCAGCCUGCGCUGGUUUGUCACCAUCCAGCCGGCGGCCCCGGAGCAGUUCGAGCUGCGCUUCAAGCUGCUGGACCCACGGACACAGCAGGAGUGCAUGCAGUGCGGCAUCAUCCCCGUGGCCGCCUGCACCUUUGACGUCCACAACCUGCUGCCCAACCGCUCCUAUAGGUUCACCAUCAAGAGAGCAGAGAGCUACACGCUGGUGUACGAGCCUUGGUGGGACAGCCUCACCCUGCAGACCAGGCCGGGGCCCCCAGAAGGGCCCACCCCCAGUCGGCUAGGCAAGCCGGGCCUGCCCCUGACCACGCUGUCUGUGAGAUGAUUUUUUAAUAUUUAUCCACUAAUAAAGACUAUAAACACAC
Molecule: messenger RNA, 1239 nt
Organism: Callorhinus ursinus (northern fur seal)
Lineage: Eukaryota; Metazoa; Chordata; Mammalia; Carnivora; Otariidae
Gene: FNDC11
Product: fibronectin type III domain containing 11
Molecular function (GO): protein binding
Source: RefSeq, a predicted model, not a curated record